Molecule: messenger RNA, 698 nt
Organism: Solanum lycopersicum (tomato)
Lineage: Eukaryota; Viridiplantae; Streptophyta; Magnoliopsida; Solanales; Solanaceae
Source: RefSeq, a predicted model, not a curated record
GGUAGCUGGGAUUUUUAUAACAUAGUAAAACAACUAGAUAAAUAUACAUUCUGGGAAAAAAAGAAUUACUUGGUGUCAAUCUGAGUGUCCCUAUUAACCGCGUUUACCAUCGUUUGUCCCCAAGUUUUGUGUGAAUUCGAGAUUCUUCCAGGAUUUCGAUCGGUAACUCAUGCUCGAGUUUUUUGGCGGAAGAAGUCGCGAUCAUUCCAGCUCGUUUGUCUCAGCUCGUUUCACACAAAAAGAACAAACAUCUUAUUCUUCUUCUUCAUCCUUGAAUGCAAGCAGAUGUGUAAAGGAGAAAGAAGAAGAAACGCUUCAAUUUUCAAAUAAGAGAAAAGUUUCUUCAAAGAAAGAAAGAGACGCUUCAAGUUUCAGACAUCCUCGACCAAAUCAAAAACAUAAACACAAAAUUAAUCUGGAAGAAUCUGAGCCGUUGAUCAAAGAUAAUAAGAUGAAAUCGUGGCCUUUGGAUUCAAAGCCAGCUGUACAGGAAAAGGAACCUUCCAAGAAAUUCAUCUCACGUGAUGAACAUGUGAGGGAAUAAAUUUGUUAGUUUUGUACAAAUUAGAGAAAGACAUGUGUAUAGUUUGUUAUUUUAUUUUAUUUUGUUUUUCAUUUAAUUUCAGUAGUAAAAGUGUUUGUAUAUAUACAGAGUAUUGAAGGAAAUAAAUCAUCAGAAAAUUUCCCAAUUUCUCUUA